Messenger RNA from Strongylocentrotus purpuratus (purple sea urchin), 2513 nucleotides. RefSeq names its product 1-acyl-sn-glycerol-3-phosphate acyltransferase gamma. The record is from RefSeq and is a predicted model, not a curated record. The coding region runs from base 45 to 1130 and encodes 361 amino acids. Lineage: Eukaryota; Metazoa; Echinodermata; Echinoidea; Camarodonta; Strongylocentrotidae. Gene Ontology annotation, cellular component: endomembrane system. The transcript has 8 exons. Gene Ontology annotation, molecular function: 1-acylglycerol-3-phosphate O-acyltransferase activity.
AAUAACAUUCUGCUUUGUUUCUCUUCCAUUCAGACUUCACUAUCAUGGGAUUAAUCAAUAUCCUGAAGCAGUCAACCCUGACCCAUAUUUGUCUGUGGUGUAUAUUUAUCAUCAGCGGUCUUAUCGUGGUAGCUCUACAGUGCUGCACCCUCAUCGUAUGGCCCUUCAGCAGACGCUGGUAUCGGAACGCCAAUGGAGGGCUCAUAAAACUCUUCUGGUUACAGUAUGUUUGGUUGGUAGACCAUUGGUCUGGAUCGCAGCUAUUUAUUCAUUGUAAGGACGAGGAUCUUCCAUUCAUUGGUAAAGAUGACUGCUUAUUUGUCCUCAACCACCGAAGUGACGUUGAUUGGAUCAUCACUUGGCAGGUUGGUGCAAGGUUCAACCUUCUACCGGGUGGCAAAGCAUGCAUGAAGGAUGAGCUGAAGUACGUUCCCAUCAUGGGCUUGUCCUUCUAUCUCACUGAACAACCUUUUGUCAAGAGGAAUUACACUAAGGACAAGGAGAACCUUUUGAAGCAACUACGAAACAUCACCUCAUUUCACUUUCCAACUACAACCGUCAUAUUUUGUGAAGGGACAAGAUACACAGAGGAAAAGUACCGGCUUAGUCAGGCUUUUGCGAGAGAGAGGGGACUCCCUGAGCUGAAGCAUCAUCUGAUACCAAGGACCAAAGGUUUUGGUCUGUGUGUGCAGGCUUUCAGAGGAAAAAACGUCCAAAUAUAUGAUGCAACACUGGCGUAUGAGGGUGGCAAGGCUCCAACACUCUAUGAUGUACUCUGUGGCAAGAAGUCUGACUGUCAUGUUUAUGCAAGGAGAUUCCCUUUAGAUGAUGUCCCUUCUGGAUCAGAGGAUGAGUUUUGCCAUGAGAUGUACAGAGGAAAGGACAAAGCUUUUGACUACUUCCUUCAGCAUGACACCUUUGAAGGAUUUGAUGCACAGCGAUCAAUGCAUGGCUUCCCUUGUCCAAGACUCUCUCUAUAUGUUGUGAGUGGAUGGGCGCUUCUUAUUGGAUUACCAAUCCUUUACUACACCUCUAUGAUAGUCAUCUCUGGGUCUAUCUUGAAAGUGCUUAUCCCAGCAGCAGUGCUCUAUGCAAUCUACCGUUUUUCAGGCAGACAUGCAAUCUACUGAGACCUCAUCUUACGGUUGAAGGACAAAACAAAAUAAUGUUGGUUCAAUUUAAAUGAAAGAACAAUAAAAAUCACAGUACAAAAAGAAGAGCUUAACCAUAGAUUUAGUAUUUAACAUUUUGAUAAAGGUAUGUAGAGUACUUGGGUAUUGUUUAUUUAAUGUGAAAUUUUGAAUGGCAUGACAUUUUUUAGAGUACUUGCCAACUUGCACUGAAAUUCCAUGUUUAUUUAAUGUGAAAUUUUGAAUGGCAUGACAUUUUUUAGAGUACUUGCCAACUUGCACUGAAAUUCCAUGUUUAUGUAAUGUGAAAUUUUGAAUGGCAUGACAUUUUUUAGAGUCCUUGCCAACUUGCACUGAAAUUCCAUCUUUAUUUAAUGUGAAAUUUUGAAUGGCAUGACACUUUUUAGAAUCCUUGCGAACUUGCACUGAAAUUCCAUGUUUAUUUAAUGUGAAAUUUUGAAUGGCAUGACAUUUUUUAGAGUUCUUGCCAACUUGCACUGAAAUUCCAUGUCUGAAUUGUAUUUAAAGUCACAAGUCAUUAUGAUAAGUCUGAAGCUAGCCAAGGCAUAAACUUAAAGUUAGUAUAUGAUAAAGUGAAUCCUGUAUAUACAUCUCACUCAAGGGAGACAAGGAAAGCAGUCUUUAUGGACAGGUGGUCUUACUGUAAAGACGGUUGCUAAAGCAGGUUUCAUUGUACAGUUGUAAUAGUAUUGGAUUUGUAUAGCCACCACCCAGAGUGCUUAUUGCGCUCCAAUAUUACCUCCAAUCUAUCAAGCUAGAAGACUGAUUGUAUAUUCAUUUUUCAUGAUAUUAAGAUAUUGUUGAUGCCUGCUGUGGAUUUCAAAAAAAAAAAAAAAAAAAAUGAUUUUGUUAACAUUUUGUCUGUUUUCUGAUUACAAAAAAAUGUGUAACUAUUUUUUUUAUGAGUUGAUAUUCAUUCAAAGAUGAACUAUUUCAUGCAAUGGUAGGCCCAGGGGUUGCAUGCCCUCAGCAAAACUGGGUUAGCAUGGCUAAAAUUCAGCAAUUUUAGACCCUUAGAAGGAAAAUGUUAUAACAGGUCCUUUUUCUUGUCAGAGAAUUCUGGAUUAAAAAUAAAACUUUCCAAAAAGUGUGAUAACUUCAUUAGUUAUUUAUUUUAUUUGUCGUAGAUUCAGAUUUGUUGUCUGGCUUAUGUCACCCCCCCCCCCCCCCCAUCUUUCCCUGUGCCAGAGAGCCCUAGAAUUGCCACUAAUUGUAGUUAAGACGAAUGGAGUGUGAGUAAUGAAUAUUUUAGUGAAUUUAUAGUGUAGUACACAGUAUUUGUUCAGAAAUAGGCAUGUGGCCAGGGUAAAUCUUCUGUUUUUCUGUAUAGAAUUUGAAAUAAAGAAGUGCUGCUUAAAUGAA